AGAAAAAAAUGGUGUGAAGUUCAGAGGUCAGUCCUACGUCAGGAGGGAGUAGAUUAUCACUUUUUCUGAAUGUCAUGAGUGCUGUGGAGGAAAGUAGGUGAAGGUAGGAGCAUGCAGAUAUGGAAUCUAAACUAAAGUUAGGUAAGGGAAAUAACAAUAGAACUCGUGUUCUCCAGUUAGCUAGAGGUAGGGCUUCGUGGUGUGAUUUCUGAGUGUCAAAUAAGGACCAGUGGAAACCUUGCUGUAGAAAAUCAAUAGACCCCGGAGGAAACUGAAUUAGAAGAUGCUAUACUUAAUUACUUGUUAUAUAGUCAAACUUAGCAUUUUGGGACAGAUAUUCUUCUUUCAUAACUAGAAGUGUAGCCUGAGUUUGGAGCAACUAGGAAGACAGUGAAUGUUUUGGGGUAAGAUUUGAAUUAGGAAGGGAUCUACAUUUUCUAAAAAGGUGUUCUUGGCUAUACAAAGACCACAGAAAGCUCUUCAUCCACUCAAUUGCUUAAUGAAGGCUCCCUUGUGAUACUAGCUCUAUUGUUAUUUAAAGUCCUGAUCACCCAAUGAUUUUAUAAGCAACCUGAGGGCAGAGAUCAUGUGUAAUGUUUGGCAAUGUAUAUUAGAAUAAUUUUCUAACUUCUGUUAAGGUCUAGAAAUGGGAUCAAGGGCUAAUCCUCCCAUGUGGAAGAUCCGAGAUUGAAUAUGAGCAGUGUAAUUCAGCCGACAUUUGAUAUACUCUGGAAGGGUCCUGUAAAAGUAGAAAACAGAGAGAAAAAAUUCCAUUGGCCAUGUUAACCUUCAAUAUCACCUCAACUCAUCCAGCUGCCUUCUUGUUGAUGGGAAUCCCAGGCCUGGAGCACCUACAUAUCUGGAUCUCCAUUCCCUUCUGCUCAGCCUAUACUCUGGCUCUGCUUGGCAACUGCACCCUCCUCUUCAUCAUCCAUGUUGAUGCAGCCCUCCAUGAGCCUAUGUACCUCUUUCUGGCCAUGUUGGCAACCAUUGAUCUAGUCCUUUCUUCUUCAACAUUGCCUAAAAUGCUGGCUAUUUUUUGGUUUAGAGAUCAAGCGAUCAACUUCCAUGCCUGUCUGACCCAGAUGUUCUUUCUUCACUCCUUCUCCAUCAUGGAGUCAGCAGUGCUGCUGGCCAUGGCUUUUGAUCGCUAUGUGGCCAUAUGCAAGCCACUGCACUACACCUCGGUCCUGACCAGGCCCCUUAUCACCAAGAUUGGCAUGGCUGCUAUGACUCGGGCUGUGGCACUAAUGACUCCACUCCCCUUUCUUCUCAGACGCUUCCACUACUGCCGAGGUCCUGAGAUUGCACACUGCUACUGUGAGCACAUGGCUGUGGUAAAGCUGGCUUGUGGAGACACUCGCUUCAACAAUAUCUAUGGCAUUGCAGUGGCCAUGUUUAUAGUGGUUUUGGAUCUGCUCUUUGUUAUCCUGUCUUAUAUCUUCAUCAUUCAGGCAGUCCUACAGCUUGCCUCUCAGGAGGCCCGCUACAAGGCCUUUGGGACAUGUGUGUCUCAUAUAGGUGCUAUCUUGGCUUUCUACACACCCGUCGUCAUCUCCUCAGUCAUGCACCGUGUGGCUCGCCGGGCUUCCCCGCAUGUGCACAUUCUCCUUGCCAAUUUUUAUCUGCUCUUCCCACCCAUGGUUAAUCCCAUUAUCUAUGGGGUCAAGACCAAGCAGAUUCGUGAGAGAGUCUUAGGACUAUUCCUGAGAAAGAAUGAAUAAAUGGAGAGUGAGAAACAGGUGGAGAAAAAGUGGUGCAGGUUGAAUGCUGGAGUGGGGGUGUGGAUGUGUUAGGAAGGGGAGGGCUGUCAGAGGGUCUAUGUUUAGUUCUUUUCUGGUGUAAUGAAAAAAAUAAAUGAUCACUAGUAUCCCUGGUCUGAUCAGGACUCAAGGGUCUAAAUCCUCUGCACUGAAAACUAUUGAUUCUGCUAUUUUCUCAGAGUCCUCACUCUUGUUAUGAGCUUGAGAAAGGCUUCACCCACUUUCCUUUCAGUGAUAUCACCUAAAGACAUGAACGUGCUUGCAAGUUUAUUUACUUAAAUGAAGACUGAGAAUCUGAAUUGUUGGGAAUUUGGUUAAUUAUUCAUUCAGGACCUAUGUGAGGACCAACACUUCAU
Molecule: messenger RNA, 2119 nt
Organism: Phyllostomus discolor (pale spear-nosed bat)
Lineage: Eukaryota; Metazoa; Chordata; Mammalia; Chiroptera; Phyllostomidae
Product: olfactory receptor 52K1-like
Exons: 1
Coding region: 780-1724 (314 amino acids)
Biological process (GO): G protein-coupled receptor signaling pathway
Cellular component (GO): membrane
Molecular function (GO): olfactory receptor activity; G protein-coupled receptor activity
Source: RefSeq, a predicted model, not a curated record